UAUCUAGCCAAGUAGGAUCAUAAAUGGGGGCACCUGCUAGGUUUCUCUCACCGGAGAGAUAUUGAACUGCUUGCUUUAUUUUACUUGUAGCAUCUUCUCAAUUCAUGCCUUCAUGGUACCCAAAAUAAACUCCAUUAUUCAUGUCUUCUCAUCACCAUCAAUGCCAGAACAACAUUAUGUUGCAUUCCCGUUUCUUCAAGGCUAUACUCAAAACUAAUCUUCAAAGGAUUAAAAUACCCAAUAAAUUUUCAAGGAGACAUGGAAGCGCUCUUUCAAAUCCAGUAUUUCUUAAGCCUCCAGAUGGCACUCUAUGGAAAGUGUAUUGGACAAAAAAGAAUAGUGAUGAAGUUUGGUUUGUAAAAGGAUGGAAGGAAUUUACCAAAAACUACUCUCUUAAUGAAGGACAUUUAGUUGUGUUUAAAUAUGAAGAAACUUCUCAGUUUGAUGUAAUCAUACUUGAGACAAAUGAUCUAGAAAUAGAUUAUUCCAAAUAUGAGACUGUGAAUAGAAAGGGCAAAUGUGACCAGAGAGAUGAGAAAACAGUUGGAAUCUUAAAGGAAAUCCCUGUAAAAAAUAAUGACGCUGGAAAAAGAUUGGCAUUGUUUUCUCCUCAGGCUCAUAUGAAAGUCAGAGGUGAGAGCUGUACUCGAAGAAGAACAUCAUCUUUGAAUUGGCCAAAGGAACUUAAAGCUCAGGAAAUAGCUCAGAAAUUCAUCUCCUAUAACCCUUUCUUCACACUGUUCAUAAAGCCAAAUUACCUCACAGAAUACCAAGUGAAUGUACCGACUUUGAAAGGUUACAUUGAGGACAAGGUUAAGGACGUGGCGCUUAAGGUUGGGGAAAGACAAUGGCAAGUAAAGUUGCUCCCUAAUCGCAGCUCGGCUCGCCGCCUCUCAGGUGGUUGGUCCUUGUUUGUCCAAGAGAAUGGAUUGCAAGCUGAAGAUGUUUGUGUCUUUGAACUGAUUAACAUGGAAGAUUCAGUUUUUAAGGUUCAUGUUUUCAAAAGGUAGAGAAAGUUUAUCCACUUGGAUUCUGUUGCUUUCUUUUUUAUGAAAAGCUGAAGAGAUGUCACUUUGGAUUGCAUCUGAUUC
Messenger RNA from Arachis stenosperma, 1091 nucleotides. Its product is annotated as B3 domain-containing transcription factor VRN1-like. The record is from RefSeq and is a predicted model, not a curated record. NCBI's taxonomy places the organism in Eukaryota, Viridiplantae, Streptophyta, Magnoliopsida, Fabales, Fabaceae. Gene Ontology annotation, molecular function: DNA binding. The transcript is spliced from 4 exons. The coding region runs from base 141 to 1010 and encodes 289 amino acids.